AAAAUUCCCUAUAAACUAAAAAAGGCAUAAAAAAUUAGAAAUCCGCCAACACGAGUGUCUCCUUUUUGCAAUAAACAAGUCACGACGGUGGAUCACUCCAACAUGGAUGGACAUGAUGCAGUAGACACUAAACAGAGCACUGCUGAUAUGACAGUUUUUGUACAAAAUCUUCUUCAGCAGAUGCAAAGCAGGUUCCAGACAAUGUCAAACUCCAUCAUCUCAAAGAUUGAUGAGAUGGGCAGCAGGAUAGAGGAAUUGGAGCAGAGCAUCAAUGAACUCCGAGCAGAAAUGGGAGUGGAGAGUUCACCAUCUCCUUUGGUCACCGAGAGGGAGAAGAGUCCCUCGAGUGAGUCGAAGCCCGAGAUAGAAAACACAACUGAAAAUGCCAGCGAAUGAUUCAGCAUAGACUGUUGUUAGCGUUUGGCAUGGUUCGUAUCAAACAAUAUUGGUUGAUGUGUUGUUUCCCUCUAUUGCCCAUAAUUUUCUUUUUCAAAAAAUAAAUAAAUUGAGGAAUGGUCUAAAUAUUUGUCAACAACAUCUUUGUUGCUAUAGAAACUUGUUUCUUGUAUACACCGAAUUAUGAAUUAUCUCCCCUUUUACAGAUUAUAGUGCUCAGAAGAUUCA
Gastrolobium bilobum is the source of this 624-nucleotide messenger RNA. RefSeq names its product heat shock factor-binding protein. Lineage: Eukaryota; Viridiplantae; Streptophyta; Magnoliopsida; Fabales; Fabaceae. Gene Ontology annotation, biological process: cellular heat acclimation. Bases 103 to 396 code for a protein of 97 amino acids. Gene Ontology annotation, molecular function: transcription corepressor activity. The record is from RefSeq and is a predicted model, not a curated record. The transcript has 5 exons. Gene Ontology annotation, cellular component: nucleus; cytosol.